UUAUGACGCGAAGCGCUCCCAUGUCAAUGCACUCGUAGUAGCUAAUCAAAAUGCCUUUAUUUAGUAAUAAGUUUACUCCUAAAACAAUUCCUGUGCGAAGAACAGAUACAUCGGUGAUAAAGAAGGAAUUUGGUAGUGACUACGCGUCUAAAGAGCUUUCGUUGGAGUUAAGCCCGCCAAAAAUAAAGCUUGGGGACUUUGAGGUCACUUUUGAAGAUGGACAAUGGAUACCAGCAUCAGGCAAAGCCGGCGCAGCUCACAAAGAAAUAAUAAGACUAAAGAACGAGCUAGAACAGUUAGAGGAGGAGAACAACAUGCUGCGUCUCAAGUUCGAGAUAUUGUUAGACAUGAUGACGGAUAAGACUGUGGAGGCAGAGCAAGCGGAGGUGCAGAGAGCGCAGAGCUUGAGCUCGCUUAAGCAGAAGAGUAAAAAGCAGAAAUGGUAGCAUGUACCAGGCGUGGCUCACUCCGCGAUUUCGUCGCUUUGCUACAGAUAGCUAAAAGUACAUCCGUCCCGCCCCAAUUUUGGGGAAAGCCAUAAGCCGCGCGUGGCGCUGUCGCCACCUAGCGGCCAUAUCUGUCCUGAUCGUAACAGACGCGUUUUGUUAGAGAGUGAGUCUUCUGUACCUAGUACUAUUAUUUAUUCUGUGCAUGUACGCAGAUGAUCCCACCUAUGCAAUUUCUUUGUCUUAUGUGUAAUGCGUCUCACAUUUUGCUUAAUGAGAGAGUGAGACGCAAUGACAUUGGACAGGUGGAAUUCCAACCUAAACGACAACAGCGAUAGACAACAUUACAAAUGGAAUCACAUAUCAUGGACAGCCCCAUGGCGCUAUGGGCAUGAUUAGUUACGACGCCUUUAGGUGUUCUUGGCGUUCAAAAGGUUAAAGUACAAAAGAUUAUCUCGUCUGAUUCUGGAUGAAAUCUUGACUGGCUGGC
Cydia splendana is the source of this 936-nucleotide messenger RNA. RefSeq names its product protein chibby homolog 1 (gene Cby). The record is from RefSeq and is a predicted model, not a curated record. The coding region runs from base 51 to 446 and encodes 131 amino acids. The transcript has 2 exons. Lineage: Eukaryota; Metazoa; Arthropoda; Insecta; Lepidoptera; Tortricidae.